AUAGGCUAACUUACUUUGUUAGUGAACACUACACGCGCGCGACUGAAGAGGUUUUUGCUGAGCUCUCGUGCUCUGCAGCGCUUCCGUGAACACUCCGUGUCUGUCAUUCACUGGAGUUGAUUUUGCUGUGUUGAAUUUAACCAGACUCUCAAGGAAGAUCGCGCUGCCGGACUUUCAGCUCGUCAGCAUGGCAUCAAAGUCCGAACUUAAGAACAAUCUGCAUGACCUUCAUCUGGAGGAUAAAGGGCAGCAGCAUCGCAACCCUUCAGAGGUGAAGAUGAGCCAGAUAGUGCUGCCCUGCCAUGCCAACCACUGCGGAGAACUGAGCAUCGGACAGCUGCUCAAAUGGAUGGACUGCACAGCAUGUCUGUCUGCGGAGAGACACGCUGGAUGCCUCUGUGUGACAGCUUCUGUUGAUGACAUCUACUUCGAGCACACCAUCGGUGUUGGACAAGUGGUUAACAUUAAAGCCAAAGUCAACAGGGCCUUCAACUCAAGCAUGGAGGUGGGGAUAGAAGUCAUCUGUGAGGACCUGUACAGUGGCCGUCAUUGGAGAGUGUGUCAGGCAUUUGCCACAUUCGUCGCCAGACGCACAGAUGCAAACAAGGCGCAGCUGAAGCAGGUUGUGCCCUGCACACACCAAGAGCAGGUGGAGCACAGUUUAGCAGCUGAGAGAAGGAGGAUGAGACUCAUUCACCAUGACACCAUGCAGGACUUGCUCAACAAUAAGACCUUCCAGAGAAGUAUCAGUGAGGAGAACCGUGUUGAAGAUGAGGCUGUGCCGACAGAAAAGACACAAGUGGAAAGUGUCGAGCUGGUUCUUCCUACUCAUGCCAAUCACCAGGUCAACACAUUCGGAGGUCAGAUUAUGGCCUGGAUGGAAAAUGUCGCUACUAUUGCAGCCAGUCGUUUAUGCAAUGCUCAUCCUACUCUGAAGACCAUAGACAUGUUUCACUUCAGAGGCCCGUCCCAGGUUGGAGAUCGUUUGGUUCUGAAAGCCAUUGUCAAUAACACAUUCAAGAACAGUAUGGAGGUAGGCGUGUGUGCAGAAGCCUAUCAUGGAGAGGAACCUCUGAGGCACAUUAACAGCGCAUUCAUGAUGUUUGAGGUGCUGGAUGAGAAAGGAAGGCCACGUCCAUUGCCUCCCAUAAAACCGGAACCUCAGGAGGGACAGAGGAGAUACCAGGAGGCUCUUGCCAGGAAGAAGAUUCGACUUGAUAGGAAGUACAUCAUCUCAUGUAAGCAGACGGAAGUGCCACUGUCUGUCCCAUGGGACCCUAGUAACCAGGUGUAUCUGAGCUACAAUAAUGUGUCAGCCCUGAAAAUGCUUGCAGCCAAAAUCAACUGGGAACUCAGCUCAAAGAAGGGUCAUGUGAGUCUGUAUACAGUGGAGGAGAGUCAGAGUCUGUGUUUCAGGGUGGAGUUUGAGAUGGAUGUCCCAGCACAAAGGGCCUUCACCCUCCUCUCAGAUAUCAGCCGCAGACAGGAAUGGGACGAACACUACACUCUGUGUGAGCCGCUCAUUCGGGUCAAUGAGGAUGAUUUCAUCUAUAGAGUUGUUACUCCUUCGGUCGGUGAAGGAGGAAAAGUUCAGGACUUCAUUUUACUGGCCUCUAGAAGACCGCCUUGUGAUAGCGGGGAUCCGUAUGUUAUUGCCCUACGAUCAGUCGCUCUACCCACUCAUCCACCCACAGAGGGGUUCAACAGGGGUGAGGUGGUCUGUGCUGGGUUCACCAUUUAUGAGGUGUCGAAAAGUGUCUCAAAGAUUUCCUACUAUAAUCAGGCCAGUCCAGAAGUGAUGCCGUACAUCUCCACUGACAUCGCAGGCCUCUCAUCCACUUUCUACUCAAAUUUCUGUGCAUGCAGCCAGUAUCUGCUGGACAACAUAGUCAGCACACCUGCAUUCACCCCUUCUACAUUAUGACCUGCUGCUGCUGCUAGGCUCAACUUAUCAUGAAAUGUUUAUGCUUUUAAAGGGGCCAGAUCCAAUGCUUUUGCAGCAUUUUAUUCUUUUUCCCUCUUAAAU
Rhinichthys klamathensis goyatoka is the source of this 2026-nucleotide messenger RNA. It is a transcript of the gene acot11a, whose product is annotated as acyl-CoA thioesterase 11a. Gene Ontology annotation, cellular component: extracellular exosome. Bases 188 to 1924 code for a protein of 578 amino acids. The record is from RefSeq and is a predicted model, not a curated record. Gene Ontology annotation, molecular function: lipid binding; thiolester hydrolase activity. The transcript is spliced from 16 exons. Lineage: Eukaryota; Metazoa; Chordata; Actinopteri; Cypriniformes; Leuciscidae.